Messenger RNA from Boeremia exigua, 1184 nucleotides. Its product is annotated as CHAT domain-containing protein. The record is from RefSeq and is a predicted model, not a curated record. Bases 145 to 1086 code for a protein of 313 amino acids. The transcript has a single exon. Lineage: Eukaryota; Fungi; Ascomycota; Dothideomycetes; Pleosporales; Didymellaceae.
CGUUAAUAUGCGCGCCUAUCGAUGUGACGCAUUUCUGAUCGAGCGCCAGCAGAUCACAGUUCUGCCUUUGCCAGAUCUCAAGCUGGACGACGCGAACAAGAAGUCAAAGCAACCACGGCUUACGACAGACACCUUACAGUGGCUAUGGUUGACGGUGACAGCUCCGGUGUUAUCAAAGCUGAGAUACACCAAGAGCUCAUCCGAUCAGGACCUUCCCCACAUUUGGUGGUACCAACAGGGCCUUUGAGCCAAAUGCCUCUCCAUGCAGCCGGCGUUUACGGCACAGGCUCCCAAGAUACAGUCCUUGAUCGAUGCAUGUCCUCGUACGCUUCAUCGGUAAGAGCACUGAUCUAUGGGCGACAGUCGAAACUUCGCAAAGCACUACCUUCUGACCAGAAGCUUGCCCUUCUCGUGUCAAUGCAACACACGCCAAACCUCUCGUGGAACUCGGACCUUCCCUUCGCAUCGGAAGGAGUGGAAAGCGUGACCGGACUUGUCAAAUCGAUCAAUCUCGAUCCAAUCAGACCGCCUCCCAGAAGAAAAGAUGUCCUCGCCAACCUCGGCGCUUGUCACAUUUUCCAUUUCGCUGGCCACGGCGAAUCAGACCCCCGAGAUCCAUCGAAGAGCCGUUUGCUACUGGAAGACUGGGAAGAAAGCCCACUGACCGUGGGAGACCUGCAGGAACACAGAGUCCAGAACGAUCCUCCUUUCCUGGGGUACCUUUCUGCAUGCUCCACAGCCUCGAACAGAGUCGAUCGCCUCGUUGACGAAAGUGUCCAUCUCGUGAGCGCGUUCCAGCUCGCAGGCUUCAGACACGUCGUUGGUACACUCUGGGCGGUGUCAGACAGUCAUUGUGUGGAUGUAGCACGGAUCGUGUACGAAACGCUUCGGGACGAAGGCCUUACUGAUUUGGCGGUGUGUCGAGGCCUUCAUCGUGCAGUCAAACACUUGCGACUGAGUACAAGUUAUGUCAAAAUGAGGGGUCCAAGAGACAUCGAAUUAUUGGACGAUGAGGAAGAAGAAGAGUGCAAAGUGGUCCUAGGAGAUCCAGCGCUGUGGGCGCCAUAUAUUCAUUAUGGUGUUUGAGGGUUGCAUGCUCUUGAGCAGCAUUUCCAGCUUCCUAAAGCAACAGAAAGAAAGCAUCCACAUACCAUUCUUCACGGCUAGCAACCACUGUUGCUACA